This is a messenger RNA of Penicillium samsonianum, 570 nucleotides long. RefSeq lists its product as uncharacterized. NCBI's taxonomy places the organism in Eukaryota, Fungi, Ascomycota, Eurotiomycetes, Eurotiales, Aspergillaceae. Gene Ontology annotation, cellular component: membrane. Bases 1 to 570 code for a protein of 189 amino acids. Gene Ontology annotation, biological process: potassium ion transmembrane transport. The transcript has a single exon. The record is from RefSeq and is a predicted model, not a curated record. Gene Ontology annotation, molecular function: potassium ion transmembrane transporter activity.
AUGGCGACGAUUAGAAUCGCAGAUCCGGCGCAUACGGGAGAUGAGCCGGGACAGCCGCCGUCAGUUGAUGAUGAAUCAACCAGGGGCCCAGCUUUCUCCAGGUCGCAAUCGAUGGCCCGAUCACAUCAAGGGGACACCCACGAGAGUAUUAUCAAUAUCCGCUCCCAUUCCUGGAUGCCGGAGGGGAUCAGUAGCAGGAUCUCGGCCGCCGAGCAACCAGACGACGACCCAGGCUUGCGAAACCCGGGCGACUUCAAGCAGAGACAGGUAUUCAAAGGCAAGAUGCUGUUAUGGCUGGCAUAUCAAUCUGUGGGCGUGAUUUAUGGCGAUAUUGGCACCAGUCCCCUCUACGUCUUCUCGUCCACAUUUUCAUCCCCCUCCUCUCGGCAAAACCUACUAGGCGCCCUCUCCAUCAUUAUUUGGAGCCUGUUUAUGAUGGUGACUGUCAAGUAUGUGCUGGUGAUCCUUCGUGCCGAUAAUGACGGCGAAGGUGGCACUUUCAGUACCUAUUCCCUCCUCAGCCGCUAUGCAAGUGCUUCUCGCGAUCUCUUCCUCGCAAAAGCUAACUGA